Molecule: messenger RNA, 1677 nt
Organism: Prosopis cineraria
Lineage: Eukaryota; Viridiplantae; Streptophyta; Magnoliopsida; Fabales; Fabaceae
Product: UDP-glycosyltransferase 74G1-like
Molecular function (GO): UDP-glycosyltransferase activity
Source: RefSeq, a predicted model, not a curated record
CUUUUCAAGCGUUUCCACUUUCCACAGAACAUAGAAAAGCAAUAUUAGAGUGUCCUUUGAUUCUGGCCCCUGUAAAAGCAAAUGAAAAACUAAAACAGCUGAACACGAGAGAAAUUAAUGGCGAAGCAAUGGAAAGCUCAUUGCCUUCUAUUGCCUCAUCCUUUGCAAGGCCAUGUCAAUCCAAUGCUUCAGUUCUCCAAGCGCUUAGUAUACCACAAAGUGAAAGCUACUUUUGUUAUCCCUCAUUCUUUCUGGAAAUCCAUUUCCACUGAAUCAUCUUCUAAGUCUUCCGUAGCUUUUGAAACCAUCUCAGAUGGCUAUGACGAAGGAGGAAGAAAAGCAGCAGAGAGUACCGAAGCCUAUAUAGAACGCUUUCAGAAGGUAGGAUCUCAAACCCUAUCUGAACUUCUCGACAAGCUCUCAAAAAAUGGCUCCUGUGAUUGUGUUAUUUAUGAUACUUUCCUUCCUGUAGAUUGUGUUAUUUAUGAUACUUUCCUUCCAUGGGUUCUUGAUGUGGCCAAGAAAUUUGGCCUUAUUGGUGCUGCGUUUAUGACCCAAUCUUGUACUGUCAAUAGCAUUUACUUCCACCUUCAUCAAGGGACUCUGAAGCUUCCGAUCAAGGAGAGUAAAAUUUUGCUUCCUCGAUUGCCAGAACUUGAGCCUUCAGAUUUGCCAUCGUUUUUAUAUCUUCACUAUGGGAUGUACUCUUUCUUCUGGGACUAUCUUGUCGAACAUUUCUCCAACAUUGGAAAAGCUGAUUGGGUCCUCUCCAACACGAUUUAUGAACUUGAGCACGAGGUUGUGGAUUGGAUGAGAGAGAUGUGGCCAUUGAGGACAAUAGGACCGACUUUGCCAUCCAUUUUCUUAGACGAGAGGAUCCGAGACGAUGAUGACUAUGAUAUGAGCACGUUCAAACCCAAAAAUGAUAUUUGCAUGGAAUGGCUUCAUGAUAAGCCCAAAGCAUCAGUUAUAUAUGUCUCCUUUGGAAGUUUAGUAUCUCUCAGUGAGGAGCAGAUGCAGGAAUUAGCAUGUGGUUUGAUAGAUACAGACACUUAUUUCUUGUGGGUGGUUAGGGAAUCUGAAGAGCCCAAGCUUCCAAAGAACAUUCCAGAAAUUAGUUCAGAGAAGGGUUUGAUUGUGACUUGGUGUCCCCAAGUAAGAGUACUGUCACAUGAGGCUGUGGGAUGCUUUGUUACUCAUUGUGGGUGGAAUUCCACUUUAGAAGCUCUGAGUUUAGGAGUUCCAAUGAUUGGAGUACCAAACUGGAGUGAUCAAAGCACUAAUUUGAAGACUAUUGUGGAUGUUUGGAAAGUGGGACUCAGAGUUUCAAUGGAUGAGAAAGGAAUUCUCAGACAAGAAGUGUUGAAACAUUGUGUCAAGGAAGUAAUGGAAAGUGAAAAAGGAAAAGAAAUGAAGGAAAAUGCAAUCAAAUGGAAGAAUUUGAUCAGGAAUUCUGUCAAUGAGGGAGGAAGUUCUGAUCAAAAUAUUGCAGAAUUUGUGGCUAAGAUUUCUCAGCACUAGUGAGCUUCAUGAUCUUUAGCUAUAUAGUUGAGUCUGAAUUAAAAGGUUUGAAACUAAUGUUGCUCACAUACACAAUGUGUUGUGCUUGUUAGAAGUUAAUUCAAAAUUAUCUGUCCUCGUUGUUUCAGAAAGAUCAGAACAGCAAGCUUUAUAUUA